Messenger RNA from Cercospora beticola, 903 nucleotides. RefSeq names its product Exp1p (gene EXP1). The record is from RefSeq and is a predicted model, not a curated record. Lineage: Eukaryota; Fungi; Ascomycota; Dothideomycetes; Mycosphaerellales; Mycosphaerellaceae.
AUGGGCAACAUCUUCUCCGAUCUCCAAGAACCCACGACGAGGACCAAGAAGAAGCGCUCAGCCAUGUCGCGCUCAUACCUCGAACCAACCAACAUCUUCGCGGAAAAAGGACUCGAUGCUGUCCGCAUCUGGCUCGACGGUUUCAACUACAAGCAAGACUUCUUCUCCAAUCCACCACCAAAGCUUACAGACCUGCACUCCGGUCUCAUGUGCGCCGUCAUGGAGAUCAAAAUCCAACUCGAUCCGCAACUCGAAUGUGUCGUCAACAGCGCCACAGAAGAGCAAUACGGAAUGGAAUUCGAUCCAGACGCUUUCCUGUCAGAUCGAACCUUCAGCAUCGAACUCUUCGAAGAAAUCCGCGAACACGGAAUCCGAGCCCUCGACCGCGCCACCACAAUGCGCUACCUCGGAGAGGCCCGCGAGGAAAUUGCCUGGGUCAAAAACGAAACUCGCCGUCUCGAACUCCAUCUCGACAACGCGCAGAAACUCAUCCAACAAAAACUUCGAAGACGUUUCUAUUACCGACCGACACCUCGUAAACAGAACAUCAGCCAUGCGUUGGUUCCAUAUGUGGAGGACGAUGUGGUGAAAGUGAGGGAAGAUGACGACGAGGACGAAAUGUUGGACGAUACGGAUGACGCGGAGUCAGCGGAGAGGAGAGCGAGGAGUCGGACGCCGGAGCCGGGAGAGAUGGGGCGGUAUGAUGCCUACGAUGAGGAUUAUGAUUUUAGUGAAGACGGCGAGAUCAAGGAGGAGGAAGGAGAAGAGAAAGCUGAGAGUAGUAGGGUGAUGGAUGACGAGGAUGGGAAGGAGAAUAUCAAGGUAGAAGAAGAUGUCGAGAUGGUGGAUAGUGGGAGAGAGGAUAGCGUCGUUGCUGGAUCAUGGGGGAAUUUGAGGCUUUGA